CACCUGAACCCCCGAAUGCCUGCGAACCAGCUCAGCUCCUCUCCACGGACAAAUAUGGGGUUGUUUGUUGUAAUCUUUUCAGCUCUUCUGCUGAGUGGAUUUUGCAGAGGAGGACCCACGACUACAACACCACCAUCAGGCACCUGUUGGGUCAUGGGUAGUCUCCACUACACCUUCGAUGGCCAUAACUACACCUUUAUUGGCAACUGUACCUACACCUUUGCCAAGAACUGUCAUGCUGAUGAGACCCUCCCGGCCUUUGAGGUGCAGACCAAGAACCUGAACGAGGGCAACGUACAGGUCCCAUCGGUGGAGACGGUCACUGUCAAUGUCUACGGGAUCAACAUCGAGAUAAAUCGCAAUGCGUUUGGUAUAGCUCGGGUGAACUAUCAAGAAUGGCUGCUCCCGGUCAACUUGAACAAUGGCCAGGUGAAGCUUUUCCUGAAAGGUCUGUACAUCAUCAUAGAGACAGACUUUGGCCUGAUCGUGCAGUAUGACUGGGGCGAAUACCUCACCGUCACACUGCCAGGGAGUUUCUCCGGCAGUGUGUGCGGCCUGUGUGGCAACUUCAACAACAAAAAGGAAGAUGAUCUCACGACUCCCAGCGGCUCAGUGGCCAGCAGCAUGUCAGAGCUAGGACAGAGCUGGAUGGUUCCCGGCACCGAUACAAAUUGCCAAAACGGUUGUGGCGACAAUUGUGCCAGCUGCCCUUUCAGUUAUGUUCAGAAGUUAGAGCAACAAAUCUUCUGUAGCGCCCUUAUACAAAAUUAUCAAGAACUUCUAGGUUGUCUACCUGACAUUAACUCCAACCUCUUGAAAAGUAACUGCAUGCUGGACCUCUGUAGGGGGGAAGCCAUGACCGCGUAUCUCUGCAGCAGUCUUCAAGGCUUCGCUGACGUUUGUCAGAGGUCUGGGGCCAAGGCAGGCUCCAACUGGAGGACAUCCACUCAAUGCCCUACACCCAAGUGCCAAGAAAACAGCAACUAUGAGUUCUGUGGGAGUGGGUGUCCUGCUACAUGUGCAAACCCUAACCCUCCUACAAAAUGCAACUUCACCUGUGUGGAGACGUGUGUCUGUAAGGAGGGCUUUGUGCUUAGUGGCACCAAGUGUGUUCCCAACGAUCAAUGUGGCUGUGUGUACGAGGGUCACUAUGUGGAAGCAGGAGCCUCCUUCUGGGGUGAUGAGACCUGCACCAAACGCAUGACAUGCUCCGCCGGUGGAAGUCUGUCCUCUAGUGUAACUAGCUGUCCCGCUGGGCAGCAGUGCCAAGUGGUGGAGGGGAUCAGAGGCUGCAAUCCCAUCAACGACGCCACCUGCAUGGUAUCUGGUGACCCCCAUUUUGUGACCUUUGAUGGGGAGCGCUUCAACUUCCAAGGCACUUGUUCGUAUUUGAUGGCUGGAGUCUCCUCGAAUCAAACCGAUUUGGAACAUUUUAGUGUCGUGUUGCAGAAUAAUGGUCAGGAUAAGAAGAUUGGAUCCGUUGUCAAGCUGGUUGAGGUCCAAGUGAACGAGAAUACCAUCAUCAUUAGCAAAGAUAACCCUGGCGCUGUUGUGGUCAAUGGUUUGCUCUCCAACCUCCCUAUGACGCUGAACAGCAAUAAGCUCCAUCUUUAUAUGAGUGGCUGGUUUGCUGUAAUCGAGAUGGACUCCGGAGUGAAGGUGUACUACGACUGGAACAGUGUAGCAUUCGUUACCGUUCCCAGUACGUACAUGGGCGCAAUGCAAGGGCUUUGUGGCAAUUACAACCUCAACCCCAAAGACGACAUGCAGAUGAGAGAUGGCAAACAAGCAACCUCUUCUGAGGAUUUGGGUCAAAGCUGGAAAGUCGCCACGACCCCCGGCUGCGUAAACGGCUGUAGCGGUCCCUGCCCCGGCUGCAACUCAACUCAGAAAGACACCUACAACACCAACAGUUACUGUGGCCUCAUCAGCGACCCUGCAGGCCCGUUCAGAGACUGCCAUGCCAAGGUGGACCCUACAGGCUUCCUCAACGACUGCGUGUAUGAUGUCUGUCUUUACCAGGGAAGUCAGAGCAUGCAGUGCAAGACUUUGACUGCCUACACAGCCGCCUGCCAGCUGCAAGGUGCCACAGUUUACUCCUGGAGGUCAGCUGAAUUCUGUGCCGCCCAGUGUCUAUCAGAAAGCCAGUAUCAGCUCUGUAGCAGCGGCUGUCCCCGAUCUUGUCAGAAGGACUGUGGAGCUCAGUGUAUGGAAGGAUGUGUCUGUAAUGAUGGUUACCUGAUGAGUGGAGGUGAAUGUGUGCCUGCCAACCAGUGUGGCUGCACAUAUGAGGGACAAUACUACCAGCAAGGACAGGUCUUCUACCCUGAUGCCCUUUGCCAGAACGAAUGCACCUGCAAUGGCACAGUGACGUGUAAGCAGUCUACUUGUGGUCCAUUUGAGACGUGUGGGGUGAAUAAUAACGUACGAUCAUGUCAGCCAUCGAGAAAAGGACUGUGCACCAUCUCCGGAGAUCCUCAUUACAACACCUUUGACAACACAACAUAUGACUUCCAAGGCACUUGCACCUACAUCGCGGCUGAAGGCUGCCACCUUGACGGCACCCGGCUCACCCCCUUCUCUGUGGUGGUGGAGAAUGACAAGUGGUAUGGUUUGUCAUUCAAUCCCAAGGUGUCUGUGACCAAACUUGUCGCGGUAGAAGUUUACGGAACCAUUUUGAUCCUUCGCAGGGAAGACAUUAACAUGGUUUGGGUAAAUGGGAUCCUUAAUCACCUUCCACUCAACCUCAACAACGGAGCAGUGAAGGUUUAUCAGGAGGGGCAAAAUGACAUCAUAGUGACCGACUUUGGCCUGAGGGUCACGUAUGAUCUGGUCUAUCACGUCACAAUCACUGUCCCUGGAAGCUACAGUGGCAGAACAUGUGGUCUCUGUGGCAAUUUCAACAACGACAAAGCAGAUGAGUUCCAACUCCCAAAUGGAACAAUUGCCAAAGACUAUCAGAGCUUCGGAGCAGCUUGGAAAGUGCCAGUGAUUGGAGCCGUCUGUGAAGACGGCUGCAUCGGCAACCAGUGCCCCAUAUGUGAUGAAUCUAUAAAAGCUGUGAUAGAGGCAGAAUGUGCAGUUAUCAGCAACCCCAAUGGUCCAUUUGCGGCUUGCCAGGGUAUUAUUGAUCCCACCUCCUACUUCAGAGAUUGUGUCUACGAUGUUUGUAUGGCCGAAAAUGAUCCAAUCAUUCUGUGCCACAGUAUUUCUGCAUACAUGUUAGACUGCCAAGACUUUGGUGCAAAAAUUGGGAACUGGAGAAAUGCUUCUUUCUGCCCUUUACCAUGCAGUCCUGGCAGCCAUUAUGACACUUGUAUACUGCCUUGUACCACUCCAUGUCCGGGUCUGGUUGACACCCUCACAUGCACUACGACUUGUGUGGAGGGCUGUGCCUGUGAUAAAAACUACUACUACAAUGGAACUGGCUGUGUGCCCUUUGACCAGUGCAGCUGCUAUUACAAUGGACAUACUUACAAGAUUGGAGAGUCCGUUAUAACUGAUGACUGUCACAGGAUUCACACCUGUACGGCCUCUGGAAUAGUUGUGUCCAAAAACAUGACAUGUGACCCUGACCAGAGCUGUUUGGUCAAGCAAGGUGUGAUGAGUUGCCAACUUCAGCAGUGCCUUUUGGAGGCCAAUGGGACCCUCACAGCAUUUAAUGGUGAUAGUGGUACCAUAACAGUGCCAGGAGUCUAUGAGAUGAUGCAGAACUGCGACGUCUCUCAGACAACAGAUUGGUUUAGGGUGGUGGCGAAGUUGGAGACGUGUGCUCCAGGUGUCAACACGAUUUUGGCCAUAUAUGUGUUUUUCAAUGAUGUGAUGAUCACAGUCAACAACAAACAUGACAUAUGGAUAAAUGGAAGAGAGCUUACUCAGACGAGUUUCACCAGGAGUGAUGUAAACUUGGUGGUUUCUGACAAUACAGUGAUAAUCGACAGCACUUCCACCAUUCAUGUGUCCUUUAGCUCGACUAAUGAAGUCGCCAUUAGUGUCAGUGAUAUAGUAGCAGACUUGGUAUGUGGCGCAUGUGGUACGAUCAGGCCUUCUCUCAUAGAACUCAAGUCACUGAACAUUGGGCACUGGAAGGCUCCUGACUUUCCCCAAUGUGAUGUUUAAAUUGCAGACCAGCAAGUUUUGUAAAAACUGCAUCGAUGAGAAUCUUUCAGCGAUCACAAUAUCCAUGAAAACCCUAUUCCUUUCUCGGUUUCAAAUGUAAAAAUUCUCAAAUAUAUAUUUGUCUUGCAAAACAAAUAAAUGAAUCUUGAAUUGUUUACAUUAUAAUAUGAUAUAUUUCAAACAAACCCUAAAAUUGUGUGCAUAAGGUUGGUUAUGAAAACCCAAAUUGGUGAUAAAGUAUAAUAUACAACUUUAAAUGAGUUGUUUCAGUUUUUUCAUCUACAAAAUGUACAGUUAACAUUUGUUUUUUGAUUUGUUUGUCAGUUUGAACAGUCUGCUUAUGAUACAAUGCCAUUGCAUUAUUAAAAUAUAGCAAAAUGGAGACCUGCAUAAUGAUCCUCAAACAUAUACACUUUUCCAAAAUGUAUUUUGGACUUUACAUUUAAACACUGAGGUGAAUAAUUACACCAGCUUCUACUGCCCUCUGUGGUAAAGUCUCUAUUUUGUGUUCCUUAUCUAAUGUUAGAUGCAUAUAUCAGAUGUUGCAAUAUGUAUUUGAGAUACAGGUGAUGAUGUAUAUAUUGCUUAUCACAAAAACAUUGUAGUCAUUAAUGGAAAGAAUUUGAUUUUAAGUAGAACAUUUUUUUAGGACCUCAGUGUAAUAAUUUAACAUGACGUCCUCAACAGCUCUGAGCUGAAUGAUUUGUGAAAUUGCUCAGUCACAAAUUGUGGCAGAACUUUAACAUAUGGAUGUAAAAGUUUAAAGAAAUAGUGCAUAGACUAGACUAGUGAAAGGUUGCUAAAGGUGUAAAUGGACUCAAAGGUUAAGACUGACAAACAAUGUAUUGUAAGUAGUAUUUGACAGAGCACGUGUAAAUGAUAGUGAUACAUUUUCACACACAGACCUCAAAGUGUUUCAAAAGACCCAGCAAAUCUUCAAUUUGUCCUGAAAUAUUAAAAACAUUUGGUUUCUAGAUAACCAUAAUGAACACUGCUCAUUAAUUAAUCUGUAUAUGUUGUCAUUUCACUAACCAGAGUGCAUUGUUUCUUUCAUAAUGUUUAUGGCAUUUACAUGCAAUCUCCAAUUAUUUUCUGUAACUCAAAGCUUUUACAAAAUAAACCAAGAGCCAGACCUGGA
This is a messenger RNA of Eleginops maclovinus (Patagonian blennie), 5257 nucleotides long. RefSeq names its product IgGFc-binding protein-like. Bases 16 to 4119 code for a protein of 1367 amino acids. The transcript is spliced from 13 exons. The record is from RefSeq and is a predicted model, not a curated record. Gene Ontology annotation, cellular component: extracellular matrix. NCBI's taxonomy places the organism in Eukaryota, Metazoa, Chordata, Actinopteri, Perciformes, Eleginopidae.